AUGCUCGCCCGGAUCACCUCGCAGCAGUCGCGCCUCCUGCGGCCUCUCGCUGUCCGGCACAUGUCCGGCGAUCACCGCCGCGCGCUCUCCUACGCCAGCACUUGCGCCCACGCCACGCACCACUCGCGCUCUGUUGAGGCACUGCGCAAGCGGACCAAGAUGACGGAGGUGCGUGCGUGGGUCAACGAGAGCAACAUGCCGGCGUCCGUCCGCGCCGAGACCGGCGUCAAGGACGUCGAGUUCUCCUUCUGCCCUGGCGAGGGGUGGCUGGCGGCCUGGUACAUUUUUAACGACCUCGACGACAUGGUCGGCACCGACGCGCUCGAGAAGGCCAAGAAGGCCGUGUCGACGGCGCCGCACUACGACAGCAGCCGCGAGGUGCACGAGUUCAAGGGCUUCUACCUCAAGGAGGUCUAAGCGGCUGGGAGCCACCGGCGCGGCGCCCGCAGCGCACCGGCAGACCGGCAGCGUCCGCGACACCGGCACAGCUGCGAGCUGGAGGUUCCUAGGGAGGAGCUGGCGGCACCGGGAGGCGCCGGGUCUCUGCUGUAACGUCGGUGUUGUUUUCUCACGUCGAUCAGUGGAUCAGUUCAGUUCUACUCGCGUGGCAUGUGUCUUUUGGGAUUUGGGCUCGAAUG
Molecule: messenger RNA, 638 nt
Organism: Emiliania huxleyi CCMP1516
Lineage: Eukaryota; Haptophyta; Isochrysidales; Noelaerhabdaceae
Exons: 7
Coding region: 1-417 (138 amino acids)
Source: RefSeq, a predicted model, not a curated record